Molecule: messenger RNA, 5658 nt
Organism: Hermetia illucens (black soldier fly)
Lineage: Eukaryota; Metazoa; Arthropoda; Insecta; Diptera; Stratiomyidae
Product: malectin
Exons: 1
Coding region: 309-1163 (284 amino acids)
Cellular component (GO): membrane
Molecular function (GO): carbohydrate binding
Source: RefSeq, a predicted model, not a curated record
UUUUAAAGUUGUUUUCGUCAUUUAUCGUCGUGUCAGUAAUUGACAGGCAGCUCGUUUUUUUCAUAAAUUCUAACUUAAACCUGCUGUUAUCACUUAUCACAAUCACUACAACAUGACACUACUCUCAGUAUAACCUAUUUACGCCGAAAAGUAGCCGCCAAAACUAUUCUGCCACGUAGAGAAUAUGCAUGGGAACGCAACGAAAGCGAUCGGUUGAGUAGCGCACCCGUACCGCCACGACUAAAGUUUGUUUUUCUUACGUGUCCGAAGUAGUUAACAGCGCGAACUCGAUAUAAAACGCAACAAAAAUGAUCGAUUUGAUAACGCAAACGUGCAAGCACAUAAAAGUCUUAGUUCUAGUCACCUUCACCGUACAAUUUUUGAGUUUAGUGCAAGCGACAAAUAAGCCGCUGCAAGUGAUCUAUGCCGUAAACGCCGGCGGCGAGGAGCAUACGGACCGGCAUGGAAUACGGUAUGAGGCGGAUCCUCUGCAUGGGGUCAUCGGCACCGCUUCUGCCUACGGUAAACAGCUGCUGAUGAUCGGCCGAGUGCCCCAGAGUGACGAGAUCCUUUACCAAACCGAACGCUACCACACCGCCAAUUUUGGCUACGAAAUUCCAAUCAGCGGCGACGGAGACUAUGUCCUCGUGCUCAAGUUCUGCGAGGUCUACUUCAACGCUCCAAACAUGAAGGUUUUCGAUGUGGUCCUAAAUGGGGAGCAUACAGUCAUAGCUGAGCUCGAUAUUUUUCAACAAGUUGGCAAGGGAGUCGCCCAUGACGAAUACAUUUUCUUCACUGUAUCCCGCGGUAAAUUGUUCUACAAGGAAGAAGAAUCGGAUAUCAAAGCCUCCAAGAUUACCAUAGAAUUCGUGAAAACUGACCGCGACAAUCCGAAGAUCAACGCCUUUGCCCUGCUUAAAGGGGACGUCGAACGAGUGCCCAGAUUGCCGCCCCUGAACAAUGACGACCCAACUGAACGCUCAGUAGAGCAAGAUAUCAUCAAUGAGGAUAUCAUCGAGAAGCCGACCUCCACGAAAGCACGAAAGACGAGUGGCCCGCGGCAGCCCAACCCCUACUCGAUGGACGACUCGUCCGUGAUGCUGCCCGUCUUCAUCGCAAUCGGAGCCUUCAUCCCACUGCUGUUCUGUUUAUGCAAGCUGUGAUUCAAUAUUCUGGUCUGAUUUUUGUUGAUCUUGACAAUUUUUGUGAAGUUUCUAUAGUCAUUUAGUGUAACGUCCAAUAUUUUGUUUGUUGAGUUUACGAGAAAUUUGGAAUUCAAGCGGUGACGGCACCUUAAAUAGGUUUUUGAUUGAACGCGUGAACCAUGUGUGUAACCCGUUUUACCUCCUGACAAAAGGGAACGAUAUCAAUCAUACAAUGCUGAUGCGUGACUCUAUGCUUUCGGUGAAAAUAUGUUUUCCCAUUUUAAGAUUGAAUGACACCCCAGUGGGCUGUGGGCUUCAUACAGGCAAAACUAGUAUAAUGAAUGGAUGUCGUUGUCAGUUUGCCUGCCUCUAUUAAUGUUUUCUAUUAGAGGUAGAACCAAGCUUGCCCUUCAUCCGAAUACGGUAGCUAAAUUGCAAAGGUUGCGGGAAAAGUAUGCAGAGUUUGAGGAAUUAUGGUAAAAGGUAAAAACCGCGAAGCCUAACGCGCCCUGGCCUUUAUUAUAUUUUUUUCUUUUGUGAAUAAUAAAAACGCAGACAAGAUAAACGUCUCAGGGUUUAUACUAAAUAGAAAAGAGACCACAAUCCAGCAGCUAAGCUCUUCAGGAAUAAAAGGUUUUGUGUUUCCUGAUGUAAAGAGCUAGGAAGGGACUCACGUUCGAGGAUGUAAAAACAAAACUUUAUGAGAAUCGAAGAUUGCAGUCCAUCUCUCGAUCACAACCACACUUAUGAUUAGACUUGUUCGACAAACUUUUAAUGGGAAUAUAUAGAAAGGAAAGAAAAGGGUGGAUGAAUAGGUAACUUAUGUAGGGUCUAGUUUUGUGGUCCUAUGCUUAUUAUUUAUUUGCAUGGAUAGUCCCAUUCUAAUGGCUAAGCUCAGGAGUUCUCAACUAGGUUCACAUAGUCAACCCGAUUUUUCGGGUUUGAAAAGGAAGGAGGAGGAAAAACGAUGUAUAGUAGGGAGAGAAAUCAAACGGAAAAUUUAACUAUGAUCAAAAUACACAGCGCUCCGAAUCCUGUCGGUCUUCGGUCGACGGCUGCGCUCGCCUGCAAUCCAGUAUUGUCUCCUCCGACAUUACUCGUUCGGUUCCUACAAUUCGGCCAUCUUGCGAUUCAUACGACUCAAAUGAAAAAGGCUCGCAACACUUCACCGCUUCAUGACAGGUUGUGGUAGCUUUCGGCCCGUCAUGAAUCCCUUACUUUAUCACAUCAUACGUGCCGUUACACCCCAAAUAUUUAGGUUUCAACUUUAGUCCAGGCCCAAAUUGCGUACGUUUUAUCGCUAUCAGGUCAACAUUUUGAUAUCGAUGAGGUUUCUUUCGACGUACGCACGUUUUAGUGUUUUUUUCUGAAACCUAGCGAUUUGGUGUUUUGCAGUUUCACGUUUGCGGUUCCUCUCAUUACCGAAUGUCGAGAUAGGCGUUUCAAUGAUGUCCACUAACAGCUCAAAUGAUGUUACGUCUAUACUUCUGUUCAAAGUCGACUUGAUUGCCAGCUGGGCAAAUGAUACGUACUUGCACUACUUUGUAGAUUCAUCCGCAGCUAAUUUCGACAGAGCUGAUGCGACAACGCUAUUUAAUCGCUCGAUUUAUCCAUUUGCCCGGGGUAAUCCAGUCGUUAUGAGCAGAUAUUGUAUGUUCUCCCUUUCCCUUUCUCAAAUUUCUAGGACGUAAACGCUGAUCCUCGAUCCGUGACGAUUUUUAACGGAUUCCCAUUCCAUCUUUGCAGUUAGCUCUGCUGCCAUCGUUGUUUCUUCCAGUAAAGCCACGCAUAUUUCGUGGAGCUAUCCACAAUCACCAAAAUCUUACAUCCUUCGUGCGACGAUAUUGGUGGACACAGACAUUCAGCAUGAUAAGUAUGCAACGGUACAUUUCCCAUCUCCAAGUCCCUUUUCUAUCGCCGUUGCCAUAUGUUGAACUUUGAUCCAGACCUAUAUUUGAUGGCAUAUUGAUUUUUCUUCCAGAAACAUGUCCCAUCGAGCUAUUUGAAACAAAAUCUUUCUUUUUCAUAGUUUAUUCGAAACCUAACAAUCAUUAUGUUGAAGGGUAUACUUAGCAAAUAUACCCGGAAUUUACGUAGAACCUGAAAUACGGCUAGAACCUCUAAUUCGUAGGAUGAUAACUUUUCUUCUUGCGCGUGGUAUAGUACGUGUAAUGAAAUCGAACGUUUUCUACUGACUUUUGUAAAAGUACAACUCCAAGUCCUUGCUUACUGGCAUCGGUAUGUAUUUCUGUUUCGAGAUUGGAGUCGUAAAUCUGUAGAGCUGGUUGCUCCGACAUUGAAUUUUUCAACAUGUUAAGUCCUUUUCGCUGAAACUUUACACCGUCUCGAAGUAGGUCAUUCAGUGGUUUCGUUAUCAAUGAGAACUUCGGGAUGAAUUUUCGAAAAUUUUCUGAUAAUCCCAGGAAGUUUUGCACUUCUUUAACACUUGUCGAGAAGGUGAUAUGCCACCAUUUUCGAAAAUGCUUCCCAGAAAUUCGAUUCAUUUUACCAAAAAUUGGCAUUUCUUUUUGUUAAUGAUUGGACCAUAGUCCCUGACUACUUGCAAUACUGCUUUCAACUUUUAAUUUCCCUCACGUUCAUCGUAUGCCGUUACAAUAAUAGCGCCCAUGUAUGGAAAUGCUACUCCUCGAUUCGACAAGUCCCAAAAUAUGCAAUUCAUAAAUCGUUGAAAUAUGGAUGGUGAAUUACUCAAGCCAAGCGAAAUAUGACGAAACUGAUAUUGGUCGGAAGAGGAAGAAGAAUCCGUCCUUCAAGUCUAAUGUGGUGAAGAUAAAUAAACCCCCUGGAAACCAAUCCUUUUUGAUUAUUUUAUUGACGACAAUAAUCUAUCACAACUCGAGGUUAUCUGCCCUUUUCAAUGCUACUUGGACUUGACUCGAAUAUUCCGAUACUGAUGUUUCGAUGAUACCCUUUUGAAGUCAAACUUCGAUUUGCUUGUCGGCUAUUUCACGCUCUUUUAUUUGAAGUCUUCUUGGUACGCUGAAUAUUGGUUUCGUGUCCUUUACUACGAUAGACAUUUUUACUUCAGUUUCUUUUAUCCUUUUGAGAACAAAAUCAGCGAUAGUUUUUUCGAUCUCUUUCUUUUCCUGGAUUGAAAUUGUUUCGCCAAUAUUCCAUUCUUCAUAAUGUCGUACAUCGAUGUACAUUAGCGAAGCACUGGGCUAUAUUUUUCUGAUGAACCGCCCGGCAUAAUUUAGAAUCAACGCAGCUUUUUGGAAAAAGCCGCUUCCAACAAUGAUAUCAAAAGGCAUAACGAAAAUCUAGCAGUAUAAUCAUCGCCAUCUCCUUUCACUUUCGUUCCAAAUGUCCUUUUUGGGUAAACGUCAUUCCCCUGUUCGCCGCAUAAUCGGAACACUAAUAGCUGCAACGUCUCCGCUAAUACCAGGUUAACUUGACUGCCCGUGUCAACCAGUUUGGAUAUAGUGAACAUGGGCGAUUCUCCGAUUUCAGCGCGACUAACUAUCUCCUUCAUUUUUAGCAAAUACAGUAGAAUCCAGAUGCGGUCAAGGGACUGACGGUUUGGUACGAAAUAUCGGGAUUACCAAUUAUUGGGAGUACAAAAUAAAAAAAAUUAACGCUGGAGUCCUGCAAAUUUAUGUGAAUCGAAUAAUCGAUGUACAAAUUAUCCGGAUUCCACUAUUCUCCAACUCCCUGACUCUGACUCUUUUUCUGUAUUUUUGCGAUUCAUAAGAUGAUGUAAAUUAGCGCCAUUCAACUUUUCUACGAACUCUUCGCAAACAGCCGCUUUCAGUCUACUCCAGGUUGUUAGAUUUGAUACGUCUUGCACAAAAAUCUUUGCUAGCCCUUCCAAUAACCUUUUCAUAACAAUCAGUUUGUCUGUCUCUGUCCACCCGAACGAGGUCCCUGUUUCCUCCAUCUCUUCAACCCAUUUCUUCACUAGAUAGUUAUCUCCGCCAUUAAACGAUUUUCUUGCAAUAUUCCGGCGAGCCGAUACUGAAUUUAUAUCCAGCGGAUUCUCGAAGACUCCUUGCCAAACACGACUUUGUGAAGGUUUUUUUUAUGGUUUUCACUAUCGGCAAUGAUAAGCUAUCUUAGCAAAGUAUGUUGAUUGUUUGUAAAUCACACCCUCAUUCUUGUCAAUUUAUUGCGCGUCGCGUCCAGUAUUUAGAAUUUUCCCGGCUGGGUCCCCGAAUUGUAGGGAGAUAUAGAUCAAACGGUAAAUUUAACUAUGGUCAAAAUACACUUUAUUGCAUAUCUCUCAUACAUAUGUAAAUUCACUUCACGGCGUUCAGAUUACUAAUCUCAGUCUUCGGUCGACGACUGCGUUCGCCUGUCAUCCAGUUUUGCCUCCUCCGAGAUUGCUUUUUCGAUUCCUACAAUAUUUUGGAACUUUUUAUUUUUUGACAUCAUCUUCUUUCAGUUCUACACACUUCUCCCCAUACAUGUAAAGCGGGGGUGUAAAAUUUUUUUUCACCAAAUAUAGUCAUGUUGGGUAGCAAAUGAAAGGUCUCGAUUAGUACUGAUUUUAGUU